AUGCCAAAGAAAGGACUUGGUGAGUGUUCAAAUUUACUUCUUUUACGCUACCGGAGUUUACUAAUAAAAGGGAAUAUUUUUCAUUUGGCGUCAGGGAAAACUAUGGGGGAUAGUUCACAAUUUCGCAGUAAACUAAUUCUGAUUUUUGCUCCAUUAUCACACUAUUUCAGAAUAAGGGAUAACCACUUGAUGGGGACUUAUUGCUAUGUUCGAUACCAUUUAGAGCAGUUGGCGUUUUCUCAAAAAGUUAAAGCCCAAAUCUCAAAUUAAUGAUGCAAAAUAUCAACUGUGUCUUUUGAUUGCCAAUAUGCUAUUUUUGUGUUUAACAAAAUGCAUUAUAUUCUAAAACGGUGUUGGGGCGAGUUUUCACGAUCCCGAAUGAUGCUUCGGUCGUACCACAAUAAAGAUAGACGGUUAGCUCGUAAGGCUGAUUCGAAGUCCAAAACCGCUUAGUAAUAUGUACAGGAAGUCACUCUUUUGUUCACGACCUUCCUUUAUGGAAUCCACUGCAUCAGUCUGUAAAGAUUGAUUAUAUGGAAACAAGCUUUGGUGUUGAAGUCCGUAAUUGUGAACCAAGAAACUCAUAGCAAAAUAUGUAAAUAAGCUUCCUUUUAUAUUGUUAAAGUUAGGAAACUGACGAUAGUUCUGGUGAAGGAAGGAAAAUCAGUUUAUUGGGGUUUUUCUUCUGUCUGCCUUUCAAAUCUUCAUGAAGAUUUCCAUAUAAAACUGAUAAACUAGCGUGUUCAUGGCGAUGCUCUUAUUUUUGUUUUGUUGUUUGAGUUUAUUCUCAAACAUAGACGGAACUCGUUAACUUUAGUAUUCAGGCCUGUGUGUGCACCUGCUGAAGGAGCGUCCGCUAAAUUUUCACUUACUUGACUUGUAUUUAAUUUCUUUUUAAAGGCAUCCAAACCACUCACUUUUAUAUUUUAGAUUGUUGUCCAGAACCCAAUGACGGGGAGGAAGAAAUAGCGGUAGAGCGAUAUUGGAACACCGCCCCCUUAGGUAAGAACGGACGACCAACCUUAGCGUAUAUCCGAUUUUUCCCGGCUUUCGCUUCUAUUUUCACGUACACUGGCAAGUGUAAGUACCAGGUGAGUAUGAAAAUCGGGCCAUAAAUGAGUUUCCUCGGAGAACACAUUACUCUUAUUGGCCAUGAUGUUAAACCCAUCCAGAAGUUUGCUAUUUGAACUUAAAUAAACUAAAUAUACCUAUUUUAUAUUUAGGUAAAGGCGAAUGCAAGCCACGCAAGGGGCAAGAAAAAAUAAUUAUAUCUAGACGAUGGCAAAAGGCGAAGGGCUGUAAGUUUUCGCACUGAUUAUAAUUACAAUCUCCUUCAUUUAGCAGAGGAAGCUAGUGGAAAGCGUGGGACAAGAGGGUCUAAUCCCUACGGUUGUCCGAAAGGCAAACGUAUGUUUUUUAUGUCCUGCAAGCGUUUUCUUGACUAGUGCUAUAUUUUCUAUUGUCCUUACGUACCUAAGAAUGCCGUACUAACGAGAUUCCGUCUCCAACAUCUGGCGGGGACAUAAUGAGAAAAUUUCCUAUUGCUGAAUGUCUACCCCACAUUAAUACUUUCAGUUUACCUGGAGAUUCCAUUUGUAUAUCAAUUUAGAAUUUUUUGGUCCUUCUAGACAACAGGUGCCUUGUUUUAUGAAAAGGUGCCCUGCUUACCAAGACAUUAUCUGACGACUGCAUAUUUUGGCAUACAGGUGACGAAUCUUGCUCAUCCAGUUCUUCAUCCUCGUCCUCCUGCUCUCUCUCAUGUUCGUGUUCCUCCUGUUCCUCGUCCUCAUCAUCAUCUAGCGAAGACGAAUGUGAAAGGAAAAUGAGUCGCUCAAAACCGCAGCGUAGUAAGUAGUCAGACUUUAUCUCAGACUUUUUUUACGACAGCUCAGAGAUAACGUUGUUUUCUAAAUAAACUCGGCAAUAUUCUUCAACUUUGAAGACCAUAAAUAAUAUUCGAAAAGUAGUUGUGAGGUAUUUAGUUUUUUUACAUGAGAGCCGGCGAUUACCGACUGAAUAAAAGUCUAUGGGGAUGUGUCGGAAAGCUGAACAUCGAGAGUGUGCGUCCAGAACAAGGAACAAAGAUGUGCAGAUGGUUUUUCAAUUUCAAAGACUAUGAACCGGAAAGUAGACAUUAGCUAUGCCUGGCUGCAUAUGAAAACAAAGCGGUGGUAAAAACUGAGUUGUGACCAAAUUGCUCGAUCUCUAGCAAUUUUAAGCGAGAAAUGUAAAUUCCACGUUUUGCUGAGAUACAGCAGACAACGACCUCAAAAAUACGCGACUUUAAAUUUGUGUCAUUUGAAAUUCAUAGAAAGUAAGUUAAUUUAAUUUUUAAGAGAAAUAAAACUGUUGGAAAAUAAUUGUUGAAAUGCAAAUAUCUUGGGACAGGCACUAGAUUAAAACUGCACUGUCAGUCGGAAAACUCUCAUUAAGAGAGUUUCUGAGAAUAAAUAACGCCCAUCAGCAUGAUCUAAGUCUGCUCCGGCCUAACUAAUAAGCUGCCGAAAUGUGCCUGCUCAUGAACCAUAGCAAAAUCACUAAAACAGCAGAAUGUUCUGUAUUAUCCUCCAACUUACUAUUCUUUUAAAUGCUGAAAAAUACAGCUGCACUGAAUCUAGUUGACAUGAAACCAAACGCUUUAUAAUACCUGAAACAAUUCCCAUCGGUCUUAUUCCAAUUUUAACUGUCCUACAAAUUUUGAAUUUUGCCUCCCGAAUAACAUUUUUAAAUCGCUUAAAAUGUGUUGCGGCCUGUUAUAACAAAAUUCGGCAGCCUUACGUAUAAUGCGAAUAUAAGCCACUAACUCCGUCAAAGGGGAAACAGAAAAAUCAAAUGGAUGUUGAUUGUCAUGCUUCGCAAAUAUACGUCCAAAAUUUGCUGCUUAAACUGCAUAAAAUGAUUUCUGUGUCGUCUAGAGUAUCGAACCCGUGGAAAGUCAGCCGAUAAAUGUGGGGCCAAGAAGGGCAAGGGUUCCGGUAAGUUGACUAAGAUUUGACCAUACGAUUGGUGAGGGUCGUCCAGUUAGGCUUAUGUAAAAACCAGUAAUACCCGUCAAUUCUUGAAAUCCCAAUCGCUGCAUACAUUUGAAGCCUCUGGGUCAUCAUGUUGCUUUUAGCUGUUUUAGUCGAAAUUCAUAACGCCUUUGUGGCGCAUGCCACCUCUAUUCAGCAUGUCCUUAGUGCAGCUGCAGGAUAAGGGGUCAAGUAAUCACCCCCUUUAUCGCAUUGUGCUGUGAGUUUAGGAGCACUACCUUUUAAAGGAGGCCGGAUGCAAAAUGAUAGUCAUGGCUUCAAAUCGCUGACGUUAGCAAAAAGAAAAUAGACUGAAUAGCCCGGAACAGUUUUUACAUGACAGCAUGCCUAAGAAGCCCGAAAUUUGUUAGAAAUCACUCCAUAUAUAGGUUGCUUAGACAAUACAUAUAUGUGCAUACAUACGUGAUUCAGCAAUUCAUAUUUUUUCCUUGAAUUUUAAAUAAUCCCAAAGGAUUUACAACUUUAUGGGGCAUUUCAAUACCUACAGUGGGUUACAUUUGCGUGUCCUAAAGUUGAAGUCAGAUGUUCGCCUCAGAAUCAAGAGUCGUUUAUCAUGUACUUUCUUGUUUUCAGAUGCGGUGAAACUCUGUAUUAAACUGGCAGAAAAGCACAGAACGCCUAAUACUCCAAGGCGCAAUGCUGAAAAGUGUCAGUUACUUUUGAACUAGCUGCUUUACAUGUUAAGGUUUUCUGAUCGUGUGUGCUCUGAAAAAUAACAACCGUUUCAUACCUGGACAGGCGACGAAAGCGACUCCUCCUCCUCCUCCUCCUCCUCCAGCUCAUCUGACAGUUCCUCUAGUUGCAAUAGUGAGGAUGACGAUUAUAAAAAAUUCGGAUUCCGAAAGCCUUCAAGUAAGUUCCGGUUUGAAUCAGCAUAUGGCUUUAAAAUGAGUCAAAAGACAAGAAGAAAGCUCGUUUACCUUACGUCAUGGAUUCUAAUCCAGCUCAUAACUUGAGACGUAACCGUAUGUGUACGUUGUAGAGUCAAAAUGUCCACCUCGAAAGAAUGCUUCCUGCAAAGACGCCCUUUACAAAGCCCCUGGUAAAUUCUUUUUCUUUUUGAGUACUUAUCUCUUGUCUGUAUAUUAUGAUAUGACUUUAGGCAAAAGGGAGAGCACUUUGCAAUGCUGUUUCGGCAAUUACUACGACUAAAAUGGUACUACGCACGGUUAGUGCUUCAUUACAGUAUAAUAUAAGAAAGACGAAGAAAUGGCGCCAUCUGAAGAGUGUCUCAAAAAGUCUACAUAAUCCGUAAAUACACUUCACAUGUUAAUAAAUCGGCUGCGUUACCGAGAUACGAAAAAAAUUAGACUGUAAAAGAAAACAUAAUCUACGAAAAUAUAAACAAACCCUCCCUUUUUUUCUUCUAAGACUUCAUGUUUAGAUGAAUAGGCUUGGAAAAACCAACAUAUUAAAAGUUAACAUAUUUUAUCAAUCAUUAGAACAUGCUAAGCUGGUAAACGUUAUUGCCAAAAUAAUAUAUUUGCAUUCGAUUGUAAUAAAGCUAUAUACGGACUUCAGUUGCCUGUCGGCGGUAUGACUGCUGGACUUGGCAGCGAAAAGUUAGCAAUUUUGCAAGAAUUAGGACUGCAUUUUAAUGCGCCCCGUUAAAAGAGCUCUGAGUUACUAACACUGUUAACAAUUUUAGAUUAGGUUCAAAUUCCCCUUUCAUAAAUGCUGAGUGAACACAUCUGUUCAGAAAAUGCAAAACCAGUGGCCAAGGCCUCAUGCUUUUAUUCUACAUAAUUCUUUUCCGCAUACUUCCAAUAAUGUCAUUUUCGCUGUGAUUUCUGUAAUUCAAUUUGAAGGUUCACAGUGCCCUCCUAAGCGUCCUCUUGGUAAGGAGAACUAAAUCAACUUUUGGUCUUUUAUGUUUACAUAUUUUUUAAGAAAUUGAACAUUUUUCCAUCGAUGUUUAAGGUGAGAUUUGCCUUCAAUGCGGCGAACCCACGACUUUGCGCAAGUGCCAUUAG
Molecule: messenger RNA, 5005 nt
Organism: Spirometra erinaceieuropaei
Lineage: Eukaryota; Metazoa; Platyhelminthes; Cestoda; Diphyllobothriidea; Diphyllobothriidae
Source: the annotation of a GenBank genome assembly